UUCCCAAAGCUGUGAAGAGAUGAUAAUAGUGUGAUUGUGAUGAUCAAGACAAUGAAGAAGCUCAAGUUCUGGUCAAAAAAGAAGAGGAAGAAGAGGAGAAAGACCCAAGACGAGCCUUACUACUACCCUCCCUCAACAUCAUUUCAUCACUGCUGUUGCCCACACUCCUCUUCUUCAACUCAGCCUUCAGCUCCACCACUGCCUUCAUGGCUUGAGCCACUUGCACCACCACCACUCUUCCCAGAAGUGGCCUAUUCAGGUCAAGCCCGCUUAUCAUCACAGGAGAUUGCUUCGGAGACCAACUACCAUAGGGAGUCUGCUACUGAUGCUGAUGCUGCUAAUCUCCAAUCUUACCAGCAGUACUUGGUUCCAAACCCUGUGUAUGGUGUGCCUGCAGUUGUGCAUAGGCCAAGAAGAGAGAGAUCGGCUGGGUUCUUUGGAUGCAUUGUUGAAUUUGGAGUCAAUGUCGUUCGCUGCUUCUGUCCGUGUUUUCGCCUUCAAGAGGUUCCUUAAUUUCGUUGCGGAUGUUGAUAACUGUCGGAUCAUUUGCUGAAAAUAGUGUUUUUUUUUUUUUUUUUUCUUUCAAGCUUGAAAGACCAAGUUUCAGAUUGGGUAGCAUUCAGGAACAUAAACAAUUGUAGACUUUUCAGGGCUACAACCAAAGUUUGCAAUAAAGAUCUGUAACAAAAAUUUCUAUCCAGGAAGGUACAAAUGCUUUGUCAAAUUUUA
Molecule: messenger RNA, 729 nt
Organism: Tripterygium wilfordii
Lineage: Eukaryota; Viridiplantae; Streptophyta; Magnoliopsida; Celastrales; Celastraceae
Exons: 1
Coding region: 40-513 (157 amino acids)
Source: RefSeq, a predicted model, not a curated record